This is a messenger RNA of Numida meleagris (helmeted guineafowl), 1064 nucleotides long. RefSeq names its product mitochondrial ribosomal protein S17 (gene MRPS17). Bases 236 to 649 code for a protein of 137 amino acids. Gene Ontology annotation, biological process: mitochondrial translation. The record is from RefSeq and is a predicted model, not a curated record. The transcript has 4 exons. Gene Ontology annotation, cellular component: mitochondrial small ribosomal subunit; ribosome. Gene Ontology annotation, molecular function: structural constituent of ribosome. Lineage: Eukaryota; Metazoa; Chordata; Aves; Galliformes; Numididae.
CUUCCGGCCGUGGCCCCGCCCCUUCCGGCUCCGCUCCCUUAAGCCCGGUGAGGCGGCUCCGCGGUGGCCCUGUGGCAGUGUGCUGGUAGUUAGCCCUGUUCUGCAGGUGGAGGACUCCUCACGCUCUCUCCUCCAGGCCCUGGGCCACGCAGCUGGUUCGAGGAUGGUAAAAGCAGCCUCAGGCUGUGCUGCGUGAGGCAUUUCAUCCUGUGCACUGGAUGACCAUAACUAAACAAUGUCUGUACCACGUGGAGCUGUCCAUGCAAAAUGGAUAGUAGGGAAAGUCAUAGGAACCAAAAUGCAGAAAACUGCCAAAGUGAGAGUGACAAGGCUCGUACUAGAUCCUUACUUACUAAAGUUCUUUAACAAGCGGAAAACCUAUUUUGCCCAUGAUCCAUUGCAGCAGUGUGUUGUUGGAGACAUUGUUCUUCUUAAGGCUUUGCCUGAGCGGAGGAGCAAGCAUGUGAAACACGAACUGGCCGAAAUUGUUUUCAAGGUUGGAAAUGUCAUAGAUCCGAUAACAGGAAAGCCCUGUGCAGGAACCAGGUUUCUGGAAAAUCUAUCGGAUUCAGAAAAUCUGACAGAGGCAGAUACUACCUAUCUAAGUGAAAAACUCCAGGAACUUAAAGUUUGUUCAACAGACAAAUAGUGGAGCAAAUAAUUAAACGGGGCUAUCCAGCUCAUCUCUGUCAUGGAUGUUUGGGGCCCUGAAAUUGUAUGUUAAAUGUUUUGGUGAAAUUUGUAGUCAAAAUAAGUAGCAAGCAUAGUUGCUUCUAAGUACAGAUGUUCCAGGUGGAAAAAGUUGGUGCCUCAAAUGAAAAUACAGAAAAUGUGAGUUAAAUGUUAAUGCUUCAUUUUGUUGCAUGUAGUUCUGCCCAAAGUCUUGGCACUUUCCAAAGCCAGCUGCUCACUUGGAAUGACUCUUCUAUACUGAGAGAUGAGAAUACAACUGUGUUUGGUGGGAGGGUCAUUAUAUUUUAAUUGUUCUGUAUUUCAGGCGAUCUUUUGUGAUUUGUAGGCUUAAAAUGCUAUUAAACCUUUUGAAAGGAAGUGUAGAAACUUAA